This is a messenger RNA of Neogale vison (American mink), 1762 nucleotides long. It is a transcript of the gene FADS3, whose product is annotated as fatty acid desaturase 3. The record is from RefSeq and is a predicted model, not a curated record. Gene Ontology annotation, molecular function: oxidoreductase activity, acting on paired donors, with oxidation of a pair of donors resulting in the reduction of molecular oxygen to two molecules of water. Gene Ontology annotation, cellular component: membrane. The transcript has 12 exons. Bases 150 to 1481 code for a protein of 443 amino acids. NCBI's taxonomy places the organism in Eukaryota, Metazoa, Chordata, Mammalia, Carnivora, Mustelidae. Gene Ontology annotation, biological process: lipid metabolic process.
ACGCUCGUACGGCGGCCGCAGCGGCAGGGCGGGGCCGCGGAGGAGCCGGUGGCGCCGGAGGACGCCCCCGGGACCGCGACGCGCUCCCCUCGGGGUCUCUGGCAGACGUCGCCAAGGUACCGGGGGCCCGAGGGCAUUCGCACGCAGCCAUGGGCGGCGUCGGGGAGCCCGGCGAGGGGCCCGCGCCUCCGGGGGCGCCGCUGCCCACCUUCCGCUGGGAGCAGAUCCGCCAGCACAACCUGCCGGGCGACAAGUGGCUGGUCAUCGAGCGUCGCGUCUACGACAUCAGCCGCUGGGCACAGCGGCACCCCGGGGGCAGCCGCCUCAUUGGCCACCACGGUGCUGAGGACGCCACGGAUGCCUUCCGCGCCUUCCACCAGGACCUCAAUUUUGUGCGCAAGUUCCUGCAGCCCCUGUUGAUUGGAGAGCUGGCCCCAGAGGAGCCCAGCCAGGAUGGACCCCAGGACGCCCAGCUGGUGGAGGACUUCCGCGCCCUACGCCAGGCGGCCGAGGACAUGGAGCUGUUUGAGGCCAAGCCCGCCUUCUUCGCUCUCCUGCUGGGCCACAUCCUGGCCAUGGAGGUGCUCGCUUGGCUUCUCGUCUACCUCUUCGGCCCGGGCUGGGUGCCCAGCACCCUUGCCGCCCUUGUCCUGGCCACCUCCCAGGCUCAGUGCUGGUGUCUGCAGCAUGACCUGGGCCACACGUCGGUCUUCAGGAAGUCCCAGUGGAACCACGUGGCCCAGCAGUUUGUGAUGGGGCAGCUGAAGGGCUUCUCGGCCCACUGGUGGAACUUCCGCCACUUCCAGCACCAUGCCAAGCCCAACAUCUUCCACAAAGACCCAGAUGUGACCGUGGCGCCCGUCUUCCUCCUGGGGGAGUCGUCCGUUGAGUACGGCAAAAAGAAGCGCCGGUACCUGCCCUACCAUCGCCAGCACCUGUACUUCUUCCUGAUCGGCCCACCGCUGCUCACCCUGGUGAACUUCGAGGUGGAAAAUCUGGCCUACAUGCUGGUGUGCAUGCAGUGGACGGACCUGCUGUGGGCCGCCAGCUUCUACUCCCGCUUCUUCCUAUGCUACGCCCCCUUCUACGGCCUCCCUGGGGCCCUGCUCCUCUUCGUUGCUGUCAGGGUCCUGGAGAGCCACUGGUUCGUGUGGAUCACGCAGAUGAAUCACAUCCCCAAGGAGAUUGGCCAUGAGAAGCACCGGGACUGGGCCAGCUCUCAGCUGGCGGCCACCUGCAACGUGGAGCCCUCGCUCUUCAUUGACUGGUUCAGCGGCCACCUCAACUUCCAGAUCGAGCACCACCUCUUCCCCACGAUGCCGAGGCACAACUACCGCAGGGUGGCCCCGCUGGUCAAGGCACUGUGUGCCAAGCACGGCCUCAACUACGAGGUGAAGCCCUUCCUGACAGCCCUGGUGGACAUCGUUGGGUCACUGAAGAAGUCUGGCGACGUCUGGCUGGAAGCCUACCUCCACCAGUGAGGGCAGCACCCCGGGCCCGGCUGCCACCAAGCUGGUCCAGGCAGACUUGCCCCAUCCGCCCCCCUCCCCACCUGGCCUAGGGGGCCCUGCCCACCCUUCUGGAUCUGCUGUCCUCACCUCAGCCCCCUCACCUGUGUGCUUGGCAGCCCUAAGGCCAUGGCUCUUGGCCAAACAGGACCAGGGCUAGGGGGAUGGUACAUAAAGCCACACAGCAUGGCAUGUUUUCCUAGAGCAAAAAUUUAGGGAAAACUGUUAUUUUUAUAUAAAAACAAACCCAGAUA